AUCCAGUCAGCUGGUCUUACAAUGCUCUAUAAUGCUUUAUUCUCACUAACGGCGAUCAUGUUUUGUCUUAGCCUUUUCCUCGUGCAUAGGGUCAGUGUUUUAGAAAGAGAUCUUCACAAACUCCGAGGGGACAUAAGUCAGCAAUUAAAUCAGCAACGUUCUGAGGGAGUCCAUUCGAAAUUGGCCAAGAUGUCUAAAACAAGGGAGGACAUGAAGCAAAGUGUUUUCCAAAGAGCUCAGAGUUCUCUGAAGAGCUUUUCUAGGAGAGUAAAGAGGGAACAGAGCAGCUGCAGAGCUCCGAUAUCAUUCCUGCAGUUAAGAGCGAACACUAACAAACAGCCAGACAGAAGAGGAAAUAUAACUGUGAUCCCCUGGACUGUUUCUGCUCAGCGAGGAAAUACAAUUUCACAGAAGGAAAAUAGGAUCGUUGUCCAAGAAGAUGGUUAUUACUUGGUGUUUGGACAAGUAUUGUGUCAUUCCAAAUCAAGCGUAACUAAGUUGAUAUUGCAUAUGAUUUGUUCCAAGUAUUCAAAUAAUGCUCUACUUAACUCACAGGUUUUAUUUGAAGGUCAACGUGCAUUUAUGGGUCAUGUCAUUCAGAGCUGGAGCUCCACUGAGGCUGAGACAAGACCUACAGAGCUCUUGCGCUGUCUGCAGGACAUAACAGUGGGAGCUCAUGACAAUACAUGCUACACUGCAGGCACUGUGCACUUGCUCCAGGGUGACGAGCUGGAAAUGGUGAUCCCUUUUCGGCCUUCGGCUCUGAUCUCUCUAGAGGCUGACUCAACCUUUUUUGGUGUCGUUCAGCUAAACUGAAACAAGCCCAUGUGAAUAAAUGUCGUUACUGCAGGAAGUGGGAAAUUGGCACAGAGCUGUGUGAAGGGAUGCUGAUAAACAACUAUCAGCAACAGGAAAACAGUUGGAAACUUUAAGUGUAUUGUAUGUAAAUACAAAAACCUGCCAUUUACUUACAGUAAAGAUGUGUAACAUGCUUUAAAAUAAAUGUAUAUUUUAUGGCAGAACUUUAAAUUUGAGUACAUUUAUAUUGUGGGGAAAAAACAAUCACAUUAAGAAGCCUUUUUUGGCAAAAUCGAAUGAAUGGUUCAAUUACUUGUAUUUCACAAGCUUAGAGCAUACAGAGAGAAGGAUAGUUGAAUACCUUUGAU
This is a messenger RNA of Girardinichthys multiradiatus, 1166 nucleotides long. RefSeq names its product tumor necrosis factor ligand superfamily member 13B-like. Bases 22 to 816 code for a protein of 264 amino acids. Gene Ontology annotation, molecular function: tumor necrosis factor receptor binding; receptor ligand activity. Lineage: Eukaryota; Metazoa; Chordata; Actinopteri; Cyprinodontiformes; Goodeidae. Gene Ontology annotation, cellular component: membrane. The transcript has 5 exons. Gene Ontology annotation, biological process: immune response. The record is from RefSeq and is a predicted model, not a curated record.